AUGACACUCAAGGCCCGGAUCGAAAAUGGCAUUGUCUAUUCCCCAUACCCAUCGGAACCUGUGCCCGAAAUGACGUUUUACCAGGUGGUGAAACAGUGCCUCGAGCAAUAUGGCUGCCGAACUGCUCUGGUCUGGAACGACGAAGAGGUCACUUUUGCAGAGCUCCUCAAGAUGUGUCACCGAUAUGCCGCUGGGUUCCAGAGACACGGCGUUAGGAAAGGCGACAAGGUCCUGGUACAUGUGGAAUAUUCCUUGGAAAACAUGAUUGCCAUGUACAGCGUCGGUUUUGCCGGGGGAGUUUCUGUGGCAUCCCAACUGAUCUUGUCAGACGAUGAUAUUCUUUACAGGAUUCGAGACAGCAAUGCCGCCCACAUCCUCACCUCAGCCAGUGAAGCUAAACGAUUCGCCAACUUGAGUGACAAGGUGGACGUAAAGGGUUACUUCUGCGUAGGAACCGCCCCUGGUUUUGUUUCGGUGCUCGACUUCAAGGAAAUAAACGAAGACACCUUCCAGGAAUUUCCCGUGGCCGACGUCAAGAAUGAAGUCAUCGUACUGUUGUACACAUCGGGAACAACGGGUAGCCCGAAGGCCGUUGAACACACGCACUACAGCAUCGUGGCCCAUUUACAUCGGCCCGGAUUCGUCGUUCUGCUUUAUGUCUCGCUGCUGGCGGCUGAUGCCUUGGCAGGAGACCGUGGUGCCGCUUCACUGUCCCGGCGAGCUCGGGGACUGCUGCGCCAAAAGAUGAAGACGCUCAGUGCCGGGGCAGCCUCGGACGUCCAAUACAGAGGACGCCGUGAAGCGAGAACAUCAGGAUGUCCCUACGCAUCCCGCCUGGAGGUGUCGCGAAGCGACGAAUCACUCGCGAGAUCAGAGCGUCAAGUGGAGUUGGCAGGACUCUUCGAAGAAACUUCGAGACAGCUUACAGCAGGGCCCCAGAGAUUUGAAACUCAAGAGGAGAGCGUUCGCGCCUUAGAAGAUGUCAAUAUUUCCAACCUCUGCGAAUCUCCAGCGAUCAGUUGUGACGCCACCUAUCCGUACCGGACGGCUGACGGCAGUUGCAACAACCUAGCGAAUCCAGACUGGGGAAGCACCGAUUCCUGCAUGCGAAGGAUCCUUCCAGCGGACUAUGCAGAUGGACUCAGCCAACCCAGGGUCGCCCGUAAUGGUGAUCCACUUCCCAACGCAAGGAAGGUAUCCUUCACGGUUCACCCAGAGGUGAACGUUCCCGACACCAGGUGGACGCACCUAGCCAUGCAGUUCGGACAGUUUUUGGACCACGAUAUCACUUUGGCAACCACACCCGGAAACUUAACUCUUGGCCCACCCGGCCAAGAGUGCUGCGAUCUCUCCAAGAGGACGUCCCCGGAAUGCUACCCCAUCGACGUUCCGGCAGAAGAUCCUUUCUUCUCGGACUUCAACGUCAGCUGCCUGUCGUUCACCCGCUCUUCCCCUUGUUUCCGUUGUAUGCUCGGGCGCAGGGAGCAGAUGAACUCGAGGUCAUCGUACAUUGACGCCUCGCACAUCUACGGAAUCAGCAAGGAACAAACAGACAGCCUCAGAACGUUCGAAAAUGGCCUUCUCAAGAGUCAAGAGGUCAACAACCUCAUGCUACCGCCUCCGAGCUUCAAUCCCGACUCGGACCAGUGUAGUCACCCUGACGAAAACCAGAUUUGCUUCGAAACAGGUGACCCCAGGUCCAAUCAGCAUCCGGCCCUCACAUCGUUGCAGAUUAUUUUGUUCCUGCAACACAACAGGAUAGCCAAGCAGCUUCAAGGCGUUAACCCUCAUUGGGAGGACGAGGAAAUAUUUCAAGUUACAAAGCGCAUCGUGGAGUCGCAGCUACAACACGUGGUCUACAAGGAAUGGCUGCCCGAGAUAAUUGGUGCCAACACCUCGGACGCGUAUGGGUUGACGCCCAGAUCUUCAGGCUACACGUCUUACAACGACAGCGUCGACGCCAGCAUGACGAAUGAGUUUGCCGCUGCAGCCUUCCGCUUGGGACACACUCUCGUCAACGGCACCUUUCUCAUGGCUGACUCGAACGGCAUCGAAGACAGCUUCGAGAUCAAGGACAAAUUUUUCGACCCAUUCGACUUCUACGCAGGCGAUCUGCCCACCGUGAUUGGAGGACUCAUCGAGGAGCCCUUUCAGUCAUUUGACAGGUACGGCACGUACGGGGUAACCCGCUACCUGUUCAAUCCGAAGGGCGGUUUACACGGCCUCGACCUCUUCGCAAUCGACCUACAGCGUGGAAGGGACCACGGAGAUCGGAGCUACGCCGACUAUGUCCUCCACUACACUGGACUCAACCUGACCAGCUUUGAUGAUCUUCAUAACUACAACCUGAUGCCCAAGGAAACUGCGGAUCUCUACGCCGAUCUUUACGACAAUGUCCAAGACAUCGAUUUGUUCUCGGCCGGAAUAUCCGAGUAUACCGUCCCAGGAACUGCCGUUGGCCCCACCUUCAGCUACAUCGUGGCCGACAUGUUCCAGAAGCUCAAAUUUGGCGACAGGUUUUAUUACGAGCACGGUGACCAAGUGGGCUCCUUCAAUGAAGAGCAACUUCAAUCGCUCCGUGAAACAACCUUCGCCAAGAUUAUCUGCGAGAACAUCGGUGGCAGUUACAAGUUAAGGCGCAACGUGUUCAACGCCGAAAGUACAGACAACCCAACGGUGGACUGUGCCGACAUACCCGACAUUGAUCUGCAACUCUGGAAGGACGAAGUCGGACCUGGAAGCUCCAACUAAUGCGCAAACGAAAAUGUCAUGGUCGUUAUUAAAGUUUAUGCCCAACGUAA
Molecule: messenger RNA, 2801 nt
Organism: Ixodes scapularis (black-legged tick)
Lineage: Eukaryota; Metazoa; Arthropoda; Arachnida; Ixodida; Ixodidae
Product: peroxidase
Exons: 18
Coding region: 1-2751 (916 amino acids)
Biological process (GO): response to oxidative stress
Molecular function (GO): heme binding; peroxidase activity
Source: RefSeq, a predicted model, not a curated record